CGCGCGUCGCCGGAACCGCGACGUGCGCCGGCGUUGGUGGAGCCACCGCAUCACGUAGAGUUCACCAACGAGACGGGUCUAGUCCUCUCCUGUGCCACUAGAGGGGAAUACCAGCUGGACUGGCUACUUCUAGACAACAUGCCAGUGGUACCAUUGGCUGGGCUGCGACGUGUCCUCGCCAAUGGCUCCCUGGAGCUGAUGCCAUUCCCAGCUGAGCGGUACAGACACGACGUACACUCCACCACGUACAGAUGUCGUUUGAGAUUAAGCAGUGGUUUCGUUGUACUAUCGAGGAGCAUACAUGUACAUGCAGCUUUAAACAUCCCGUGGGAUGUCCACGUGCCAGACGAAUAUGUAAUAUCUGGCAACGCGGCGAUACUGCGGUGCAUAGUGCCAGUGCACUGCUUGGACAGAAUCGACAGCACUGAUUGGCUGACGGAUGAGGACGUCAGUGUGUUUAAUUAUUUAGGGUCAAAGUAUCAGCGUCUGGAUGACGGUUCCCUGUACAUAAUGACUGUGAGAGCGAACGACGCACACAGCCGGUUUCGAUGUCGAGUCAAAGACCGUGUCACCGGCAAUGUAUAUUCUAGCCAAUACUUUGGUCACAUAAUAGUGACCGAGCCAAAAGGUGGCGUGCGGCCACGCGUGGCGGUGGAGCCGCGAGCACGGCGCGUGCAGGUUGGACAAGAUGUAAAGUUACCGUGCGCCGCUCACGCAUGGCCCGUACCAACAUACAGGUGGUUUCGAGAGCACCACGAUCAACUAACUCCCAUAGAAAAGACGUCUCUAUGGCAACGAGCGCACCUUGUCAGCGGUGGCCUGCUUAGCAUAGAACCAGUGCAUAGAGAAGAUGCUGGGAGAUUCGUCUGCUGGCUGAAUAACACUGUUGGAGGUGAAGCUGUGCACUUCAUGCUUUUUGUUACAGAACCAAUCUCCGUCCGUAUAAAACCAGAAUUUCUUCGAGCAAAACUGAACUCUGAUGUCAGCUUCGAGUGCAAAGUAACUGGCCAUCCUCUGGAGACGAAAUAUUGGGUUCAUGAUGGAAGAAUAGUGAAACCUAACGAGAGACUGAAGAUCUCUGAAGACGGAUUACGACUACAUAUCAAAAAUGUGCAAAAAGAUGAUCAGGGAAUAUAUCAGUGCUUUGCGAAUAAUGUGAGGGAUCAAGGUUAUGCAACAGCUGAAUUUUUAGUUGAUGGGUCCGAGCGCCGACGGGAGUCUGCAAACCGCUCGCGGCGGACUCCUUACGCCAGAAGUAACCACGACGCCGCAGCGGACUGGAACUUCACAGGGAACAGAGAAGCAAAACCGGAGCUGGUGUACUGGUUCUCGGAGCAAACCCUCCAACCGGGGCCAAGCGUGUCUCUCAAAUGUGUCGCCAUGGGUCACCCACCACCACAAUUCACCUGGCUCCUUGAUGGCUUUCCUAUACCUACAAAUUCUAGGUUUGUUGUCGGCCAGCAUGUAACACUCCAGGACGACGUCGUCAGUCAUUUAAACAUCAGUCGUGUGACUGAGCAAGACGGCGGAGAAUACGCAUGUGUGGCAUCCAAUACAGCUGGGAAGGCAAUCCAUGCGGCUAGGGUGAAUGUUUAUGGGCUGCCGUUUAUCAGAGAAAUGCCCAAGGUGACAGCUGUUUCUGGAAGCGAUUUGAACAUCAAAUGCCCUGUUGCAGGGUAUCCAAUCGAAUCCAUCACUUGGGAAAGAGAUGGUCAAACCCUGCCCCUAAAUCGACGUCAAAAAGUGUUUCCUAACGGCACUUUAAUAGUGGAACAAACACAGAGAGCUGAAGACGCUGGAACAUACACUUGCCAGGCCAUGAACCGACAAAGACAUAGCGCUAGAAGAGAUGUUGAAGUGCAGAUAUUGGUUCAACCAAAAAUUUUGCCUAUUCAGCCCUUGACGAACCUGUUACGGGAAGGGAUGAGAGCGGCAAUUUCGUGCCAGAUUCUGGAAGGUGACUUACCCAUAGCGUUUCGAUGGGAAAAGAAUGGACAGCCAGUGACAUCAUCGCCGUACGCUCCCAAUGGCAUCAUAACAAGAAGGAUGGACGAGUACAGUGCGUCACUGGUUAUUGAACAUAUCACAUCACUUCAUAGUGGAAAUUAUACAUGUAUUGCUUCAAAUGUUGCUGGAUCUGAGAGGUUUACUGUACCUCUAACUGUCAAUGUUCCUCCCCGAUGGCGAUUAGAGCCAAACGAUGUGGCUGUAGCAGCAGGUCAAGAUGUAACUCUUCAAUGCCAGGCUGAUGGCUAUCCAAAACCCAUAAUCACUUGGAAAAAGGCAGUUGGGAAUACCCCAGGAGAAUACAAGGAUUUCAUUUUCGAAGGCAGCUCUAGAGUUUUAGAGAACGGGUCAUUAAUUUUCCAACGAGUUGCUAAAGAUGGCGAAGGUCAUUAUCUAUGCGAAGCAAGAAACGAUAUAGGCGCAGGGCUCAGCAAACUCAUUUUCCUCAAGGUCAAUGCUCCAGCUCGAUUUCCAAUGAAGAGCAAAACAGUGCAAGUGACAGCAGGCGAAGCGGCACAUUUACAAUGUGCUGCGUCAGGUGAUGCCCCUUUAGAAAUCAGUUGGCGGAGCCCUCAUCACCACACCAUUGCUCAUCAUUUGGACCAGAGAUAUACGAUUAGAGAGCAAGUGUUAGACGAUGGUUUAGUAUCAGAGUUGAGCAUCUUGCAGACAUAUAGACAGGAUACAGGAGCAUUGACUUGCAGAGCCUCGAACACAUACGGUCAAGAUGAAAUGCUUAUACAUUUAGUUGUUCAAGAGGUACCAGAGAUGCCGAAAAACAUAAGAAUAAUAGACCAACAGUCUAGAUCUAUACAAAUAUCGUGGACACAACCGUAUGCUGGAAACAGCCCCAUUAUCAAUUACAUCGUUCAAUACAAGGAAGCACCAGAUUCAUGGCCAUCGACACCACAAAAAGUGAUAGUACCAGGCAGUGUGACGUCAGCAAGCGUCCAGAAUCUUCAACCGGCCACAUCGUACCACCUUCGCAUUAUCGCUGAGAAUCGACUAGGCCAGAGCGAACCAAGUCAACUUGUUCAAGUAACUACUACGGAAGAAGUGCCCAGUGGUCCACCACUCGAUGUUAGAGUUGAGGCGAAAAGUUCAACCGAACUGAUUGUAAGUUGGGAACCUCCACAAAGAGAUCUGUGGAACGGAAACAUACUGGGAUACUACGUUGGAUUUCAAGAACUGAAUAGCAACAGCUCAGUUCUAAGCGCAAGCGGUCCAGGCGGAGCGUCCUACACGGUCAGAACAGUCGAAGGUGCAGGCACAGCACGCGCUAGGACCACUCUAUCAGGACUGCAGAAGCACACAGCGUAUGCAGUUGUCGUUCAAGCGUAUAAUAGCAGAGGGGCUGGACCUGCCUCACCGCCUACUACUGCUACAACUAUGGAAGAUGUGCCAAGUCUUCCACCUGGAGCUCUCCAAUGCACAGCGUUGAGUUCUCAGUCAGUUCGAGUGACUUGGGAACCUCCACCGACGAGAGGUCGCAAUGGCGUCCUUCAAGGCUACAGGGUCACUUACGCCCCGGUCACUGAUUGGUAUGGAAGCGAAGAAGCAGUAACAAAACAAAUAUCAGGACUUCACACGACACUGUCCGGGCUACGACGGUAUACAAACUACUCGGUUACUGUUUGUGCCUUUACUGCAGCGGGGGAUGGAGUUAGGGCAGCUCCAGUAUACUGCCAUACGGAAGAAGAUGUUCCAUCAGCCCCAGCUGAUAUAAAAGCAGUAGUAUCAUCAAGAAAUAAGAUCUUAGUGUCUUGGCUUCCACCGGCUUCACCAAACGGGGUCCUCGUUGGAUAUACUCUUUAUAUGAGCGUCAUAGAAGAUGGAAGAGAGGAGGGAACUCACAAACGAAUGCUAUCACCAAGCACAUUAUCACACGAAACUUCAAGAUCUCCUCCACGUGCCACUCACCAAUUCUGGGUUUCCGCAUCUACUAGGCUUGGGGAAGGAGAGGCUACACGUGUUGUAACCGUAUUACCCACAGAUUCAGUGCCAGCAAGAAUAACAUCAUUCAGCCGUAGCAUCGUUACACCCUGGAAAGAGAACAUCUCUCUGUCCUGCAACAAAGUGGGGGUGCCGACACCUUCUACGAUGUGGAGUAUGAACGGAGCUGCUUUAGAAUCUACUCUGAGGAAAAAUGUUACAAGCGAUGGAACACUCAUCAUCAGCAUGACACAAUAUGCAGACAGCGGCAACUACACGUGUACGGUGGACAAUCCUCAUGGCCGCGACGAAGUGACAUACAGUGUGGAAGUAAAGGUGCCUCCGCAACCACCUGUGUUGGCUGUUGUUGAUUCUUAUGCAGACUCGCUACAUCUGCAGUGGAGCGAUCAAGGCGAUGGUGGCAGCCCUAUAUUAGGUUACGUAAUAAACUACAAACGUGAACAUGGCGACUGGGAAGAAUUACAAGUUGAGGCUGGGACUUCAGAACAUGUACUACCCAACCUCUGGUGUGGGACUAGGUAUCAGUUGUACAUAACUGCUUUUAACCGGAUCGGGACUGGAUUGCCUUGUGACAUUGUACACGCCUAUACCAAAGGAACUGUGCCUGUAAAACCGAAACAUUCUCAAAUGAUAACGCUUAAUACGACUACGGUGACAGUAUGGUUGGAUUCAUGGGGUGAUGGAGGAUGUGGGAUUCUCUAUUUCGUCAUUGAAUAUCGAGAGAUUAGCCAGUCUCAGUGGCGUCUGGUAUCGAACAGCGUGCAAGCAACCGAGCGUGUAUUCAGCGUAACAGGAUUAACACCGGCGACGCAAUACCAGCUGAGGAUCACCGCUCACAACAACGCAGGACAUGCUGUUGCUCUUUACAACUUUACUACGCAUUCUCUUAGUGGCAUGCUAGAUAACGAGCUAUCGCCUCCUGUACCCGCAGCGGGGGCACGAUCGCUAGGUGGCGCUCGCGUCAUCUUGCCAGCCGCAUUGUCGCUGCUCGUGUUGGGCGCUUUGAUUGCCAUAGUUCUGCUUGUCAGGAGAAACAAAACAGGCGGUACAGAAACGGUAGCUACGGAAAGCGGCGUAGGCGAAUCUCCAUCAGUAGCGCAAUUGCAGAAUAAAGUGAACCGCGACCAGCAGUACCUUGCAGCGCGCGCCCAGCACCCCGCACCGCAGCACCAUUACAAACAUGCUUCGAAUGAAUACAUAGAAGACAUCUGUCCGUACGCGACGUUCCAACUGACGAAACCGACGGCAUACAGCGAAAGCAGCUACAGCGGCAACGUAUACAGUGGACCUUACCACUCCGUCAGAGGGUCCUUUGUGUAUCAUGACUUGAAACAAAAUGACAAAUAUAAGGGCAAAGAACCAGAGUACACAAAAGUGCGAAGAAAAGGCAACAGACUCCGAGACCCGCACUCAGAAAGCCAAGAAUCGGACAACUUGGGCUCAACGGACUCGGAGGUGAAGAAGAUACUAACGCUGCACCUGCCAAUUACAGAGUACGAGAACGACGAGAGCGAUGACGCGAGCGCACCACAUUCUGACAGCGAGUCAGCCACACGGCUCAGACCUGCACAUCCUACUACUUAUCCAAGCGUAGAGCGCGAAGAAUCUUCAUCUUCAUCAGAAAAUUCAAUAGGCGGCGUGGUUCGCAAGGCGUUUCCGUCGCGAAAGGGUAAAGCCGGAGCUCUGGGUAAACGACACGUGCGGUCUUCGAGCGGAUACAGUAGUCACAAUGACGAGACAACAUUCAGUAUAUCAAACUACCCUUCGUUCAACGACCACAUCCACCCACCGUCGCGGUUUUCAGACGACACGGAGUGCGAGGGCCACCAUCGACGCAAGCGCAGCGCGCACCACCACUCCUCCCACACGCCCGACAACAAGAUGUCCAGAGAAGCCUUCCAGAUUAAUGUUUGAGGAACGUAAUGCCAUCGAAGCAGGCAAAGUAUGGCUCGUAUAGCUUGUGCUGGCAUCUACCGGUGAAAUCAUCAUACACACGACCAACUCACUUCUCUUCCCUAAUGAAACUUUAACGACAUCGACUUUUAUCUUGACAAAAAAAUUGUUAUAAAUUAGGACUAUUGUAUCUCUUAUGAUUAUGAGUCUUUUGGUCUCUUUCUACGCUCAAAAUGAGCUAUACCAAAAGUAUUAUAACUCGAUCAUUUUCUAACUUGUUGCCAAAGUACUAUAAUAAUCAUGUACAUACAAUUUGUAGAUAGGUUAUAGCUAAAAAUAAUAAUAUGGAUUAGU
Messenger RNA from Hyposmocoma kahamanoa, 6207 nucleotides. RefSeq names its product Down syndrome cell adhesion molecule-like protein Dscam2 (gene Dscam4). Gene Ontology annotation, molecular function: protein binding. Gene Ontology annotation, cellular component: plasma membrane; axon. The transcript is spliced from 36 exons. Gene Ontology annotation, biological process: axon guidance; cell-cell adhesion. The record is from RefSeq and is a predicted model, not a curated record. Bases 139 to 5874 code for a protein of 1911 amino acids. Lineage: Eukaryota; Metazoa; Arthropoda; Insecta; Lepidoptera; Cosmopterigidae.